UCGUUAAAGUUCAUUUGUAUGCAAACGUUUAUGUAUGUGUGCAUAUUUUAGUAAGGGUUGAUUUUAUUUGUUUAGACAAGUCCAUAAUUUCUGUAAACGGAGUCUGUGACGUAUAACAAAUGCAAGUGAUAUAAAUUUAACUAAUAAUAAUAUUAAAAUCGUAUAUUCAAUUGUUUUGGCACCAAAUAUUUAAGUAUGCCUUCUGUCGAUACCCCAAAUGAAGGGCUCGCUCCCCAGGUGCCUAAGACGGAAUUGGAAGAAUUACAAAUAAAAGCGAAUAGUGUAGCAGAUGAUUCACUUGAAAGCACACGUAGGAUGCUUGCUCUCUGUGAAGAGAGCAAAGAGGCGGGCAUUCGUACUCUGGUAGCCUUGGACGAUCAGGGAGAGCAAUUGGACAGGAUUGAAGAAGGAAUGGAUCAAAUUAAUGCCGACAUGAGGGAAGCUGAAAAAAAUUUAAGUGGAAUGGAAAAAUGUUGCGGAAUUUGCGUGCUUCCUUGCAAUAAAAGCCAAUCCUUUAAAGAGGAUGAUGGAACUUGGAAAGGUAAUGACGACGGUAAGGUUGUAAAUAAUCAGCCACAGAGGGUUAUGGACGACAGAAAUGGUAUGAUGGCACAGGCAGGGUACAUAGGAAGGAUAACGAAUGAUGCUCGUGAGGAUGAAAUGGAGGAAAAUGUGGGUCAAGUAAACACGAUGAUUGGAAAUCUCCGAAACAUGGCGUUGGAUAUGGGAUCCGAAUUAGAGAACCAAAACAGACAAAUCGACCGAAUAAAUAGAAAGGGAGAAUCUAACGAAGCGAGAAUAGCAGUGGCGAAUCAACGUGCUCAUCAAUUACUUAAAUAAAUACUUUCCCAUCUCCUAUUUUUCUAUAUACAUAUAAUACAUAUCAUAAGUAUCAUUUGUAUGUGUAGCCAUUAUGUCGCUUUAAAAGUGUAAAAAAAAAUACCGUAGAAGGAUAUUAAUAUAUUAAAAAAUAUAUCCUUUGGUCAUCUGAAAAAUUUAAGUACUUUAAAUAUUAUAAAAGAAAACAUUUACUUAUACGCAUCAAUACAUAAGUGAUUUAACAAGUUUUUCGUG
Anastrepha ludens (Mexican fruit fly) is the source of this 1074-nucleotide messenger RNA. RefSeq names its product synaptosomal-associated protein 25 (gene Snap25). NCBI's taxonomy places the organism in Eukaryota, Metazoa, Arthropoda, Insecta, Diptera, Tephritidae. Gene Ontology annotation, biological process: synaptic vesicle fusion to presynaptic active zone membrane; exocytosis; synaptic vesicle priming. Gene Ontology annotation, molecular function: syntaxin binding; SNAP receptor activity. The transcript is spliced from 8 exons. Gene Ontology annotation, cellular component: SNARE complex; plasma membrane. The record is from RefSeq and is a predicted model, not a curated record. Bases 196 to 840 code for a protein of 214 amino acids.